CCGGACUUCUGCAUUGUCCGGUUAAGGGAGAGAUGGAAGAAGCAGAGAAACGGAAGGAGAGGCUGCAGGCCAUGAGGGCGGAGGCUGCCUCCGCCUCAAUGCCCGGCCCGGACGCCGCCGGCCACCACCUCCUCCCCUCCCCCUUUUCCUCCACUGAUCCUUCCUCCUCAGCUGCCUCUCCUUCAUUCUCCCUCCCUCCGCGCUUCGAUUACUACACCGAUCCGCUGGGCUCCUUCUCCUCCGCCACCAACAAGAGAAAGCCCCCCAGAGGAGACUCCGUCCUCCAAUCUCCGCACGGCUUCUCUUACGAUGCAACCCCGCCGGCAGCAGGUCAUGGAGUUUUGGGAAACUCUCCUCGGAUGCAAGCACAUGGGCAGUGGAGAAGCCCUAUGAGAAUGAAUCCCCCAUUCGAAACAAACCCUAAUCAUGCUUCUCCCUCCUUCCGUUCCCCCAACUAUACUGAUGGUUUUCACCACCAACCGAGAGGGAUUAGCUUUAUCCCUAGUCCUAACCCUAACUCUACGCCUAAUUUUGUUUCGGGAAUGGGAAGUGGAAUGGCUGGUUUUAGCCCCAACUCCAAUUCUAGCCCUAGAGGAAUGGGAAGCGGAUAUGGUAGUUUUAGUCCUAACCAUAACUCUAAUCUUAAUUUGGGGAGAGGGAGAGGUGGUUUCAGCCCCAUCCAUAACCCUAGUUUCGGCUCCGGGAAAGAAAGCGGUAGAGGUGGAUUUAGCCCUAAUCAGACCCCCAAUUUUAGUUCGGGAAGGGGCGGCGGACGAUAUCAUGGCGGCAGUCCUAGGUCUGUUUCUGGUCGAAAUGGCGGAAGGGGGCGAGGGUUUGUUUCCGCCCAGGAAUGCCCAUGGAGGUUUUACCAUAAGUCCAUGGUGGAAGACCCUUGGAAGGGAUUGGUACCGAUUGUCGGAAGGCUGCUGGAAGCUGAACCUCAUUUGGGUAGGGAGACUCCAGAUUCAUUGAGAUCAUGGCUUCCCAAAUCGAUCGCUUCGAAGAAGGCGAAGGUUGCAACCGACACUGUUCAGCUAAAUCCUCAGUCAAGCAUUGCUGAAUGCUUGGCUCUGUCGUUUGAGGACGCUGUGACCGACCUGCCUGAUCACUGAUCAGUUAAAGGCUGGGGUUAAUGGGAGCGACUCCGAGGUCGUCGGCUAGGCAUUGGAGGCUUGGCCACGUGAACGUUCGUUCUGGGCAGUGGGAAGUGAUUUGAUUCCUCAUUGCAUGUUAACUGAUUCGCUUUAGUUGCAUUCAGCCAUUUCAUGAUGCCUAUGUGGUAUCCUGUGUAGUAUACUGUAGAUUACGUUGAGGCUACUGAUUGUAAUCAUGGGAAGCAUUUUAUUAAGUUUAUUUACGAUAAGAAAUUUAGAUUAGUGUUCAA
Nymphaea colorata (pocket water lily) is the source of this 1384-nucleotide messenger RNA. RefSeq names its product protein SICKLE. NCBI's taxonomy places the organism in Eukaryota, Viridiplantae, Streptophyta, Magnoliopsida, Nymphaeales, Nymphaeaceae. Bases 33 to 1112 code for a protein of 359 amino acids. The transcript has 2 exons. The record is from RefSeq and is a predicted model, not a curated record. Gene Ontology annotation, biological process: miRNA processing; mRNA splicing, via spliceosome.